Camelina sativa (false flax) is the source of this 1047-nucleotide messenger RNA. Lineage: Eukaryota; Viridiplantae; Streptophyta; Magnoliopsida; Brassicales; Brassicaceae. The record is from RefSeq and is a predicted model, not a curated record.
AUGGUGGGUAGAAAGAAGAGAACCACAAUAUGUGACAAAGAGUUACAGAAGGAAGAUUUGAUAAGCAACUUACACGAACCUUUGAUAUCUGAAAUACUUCUUCGUCUUUCUACUAAGGAUGCUGUAAGAACAAGCCUUUUGUCCAAAAGAUGGAGAUAUCUUUGGCAAACGGUUCCUGGACUGGACUUAGCCCUCUACGACUUCUUAAAUAUCAACUUCUCAAAUAUCGAUGCCUUUUUUAAAUUUGUUGAGAGGUUUUUUGAUUCCCACAGGGAGUCAUGGAUACGCAAGCUUCGGUUAUAUUUGGGUUAUCGUCAUCAUAUAUGUGGUCUCAAGUCAUGGAUUGAUGCUGUGACUAGGCCUAAGAUUCAGCAUCUUGAUGUUAAUUAUUACUCAAGUGAUGAGAUACCAGUGAGCAUAUAUACCUGUGAGACACUAGUACACUUACGACUCGAAUGGGUUAGCUUGCCUAAUACCGAGUUUGUGUCAUUACCUUGUCUGAAGAUCAUGCAUUUAAAACGUAUUAGAUUUACUAGUGAUACCACACUUGAGAAACUUAUCUCAGGCUCUCCAGUUCUGGAAGAUUUAAAACUCUUUGGAUGUUCGAAUCAUAAUGCAAUACAACUUCGCUCUCAUACGCUAAAGAAAAUCGACAUGGAUAUGGAUCACUCUAGUGGAUUUGUUAUCGAUGCACCUCUACUCCAGUGUCUGAAGACUAAGAUAGCCUCAACAAAAGACUUUCAGAUCAUCAGUUCUGGUUUCCCUGCCAAACUAGAUAUUGAUUUGCAAUGGAGGCGCCGCCGACCCUUAGAGAGACCUCCUAAAAAAGUGAUUCGGGAUAUCCUCGCCGAUAUUAGGAGGGUCAGCGAUCUAGUUAUUACUAGUGAUAUUUUGAAGGAAUUCUUUCUAUACUCAAAAUCGAGAACAGUGCGUCAGUUUCGUAACCUAUCCCGCUUGCAUGCUAGAUUUGCUAUAUGUGAUAUUGAAAUGCUGCCAGCCCUUCUUGAGAGCUGCACAAAACUAGAAUCUCUCAUAAUGGUAAUAUAA